GAAGUUUCGCCGCCUUGCCUAAAGCCUUGCCAAACAAAACUGCAUCCGUCUGGGCUUUACACGUCGGAAGUGGCCCACAAAGACACCUUACGGCAGCAACCCAAACUGCUGCAGGAUACUCAAAAAGAGUCAGAAUAUGAGAGGCAACUGUGCAGGUCGACCCGUCCUGAGGACUACAAGGUGUCACGAGAAAGCAGGACCAGCGAAGACAACCUGCAGACUGCCCGUGAAGCAGAAAGAGGCUCGGGGGCACACUGGUCCUCCGAGUAUCGGUCUGCCUCUGCCGAAGGCAUGUCGAGAAGGCCCACCCCACAACUGACUGCGCAACAGAUCUUGGCCAGCCGAGUGGUCCCAGCACCACGCAGUUGUGUAAGCAAAGUGCUCAACCACAGCAGUCACACGGCAGACUUUGGAAGGCAUGGCUCGAAUCCACGGGAGAAAAUCUCUCCGUGGGAGGACAAAAUGCCGGUGUUCAAGACCGACCUAAAUGCUGGGACGACAAAAGGUACCUUACACAUCCCUGGCUACCAGGGUGUGGCUCCUACCUGUCCGGGCUUCAGUGAGCAGCAGCUCCGCGUAGCGAGGGUCCAAACCAGGUCUGUUGACAAAAGCAACAUCGUGGAGAACUUCCGCAAGAAAGUGGUUGGAUAUGGCGGGCACGUACCACAAGCAGUUUGCAACGACUUCGGGUGA
This is a messenger RNA of Symbiodinium necroappetens, 693 nucleotides long. The record is from the annotation of a GenBank genome assembly. NCBI's taxonomy places the organism in Eukaryota, Dinophyceae, Suessiales, Symbiodiniaceae.